AUGGAUGCGACUCUCCCAGACUUCCCUUCCGUCUCGGGCACUCAGCAAACUCCAAUCUCCAUCCUCUUGAUCAAUCCCAACUCAUCCCCUCACAUCACCAAUGCCUGCCUCCAAAAUAUUUCAAGCAAGAUUCCUCCCGGGGUAACAGUCUAUGGCUUCACCGCAAGCCCGCCAGCUCCCAGUGCAAUCGAAGGCCGCGUCGACGGCAUCCUCUCCUCGGCCGAGUGCUUGCGCAGAAUCGUGCCCAUCAAGCACCGCUUCGACGCUUUCCUCGUCGCCUGCUUCAGCAACCACCCGCUUAUUACGGCCCUCCGCGAAGAAGUCGAAGCGCCCGUUCUCGGCAUCAUGGAGUCAGCCCUCUACGCAUCACGCAUGUGCGGCAACAAGCUCGGCGUCAUUACCACCAGCGAGCGAUCCGAGAUCCUGCACGCGCAGAACAUCUUCGACGCCGGCUUCGCCAACUACUCGGCCGGGUGCGUGGCCUGCAAGAUCUCGGUGCUUGACCUGGAAAACAAGCCGAGAGAAGAGGUGUUUGCGGGCGUGACGCGCGCGGCGAGGGAGCUGGUAGAGGGCAGAAAGGCGGAUUGUCUGCUUCUCGGAUGCGCAGGCAUGACGGGUGCGAAGGAAGCCUGCGAAGACGCCGUCGGCACAAAGCAGAGGCAGGUCAUGGUCGUGGAUGGGGUGGCUGUUGGCGUGCAGUUUUUGAUCGGGCUGGUGAGAGAGGGACUGGGAACGGCGAAGGGUGGGGCGUACCGGCCGGCCGAAGCGGGGCGGAAAGCGAGGGGGCAGGAGUGGUACUGA
This is a messenger RNA of Periconia digitata, 801 nucleotides long. The record is from the annotation of a GenBank genome assembly. Lineage: Eukaryota; Fungi; Ascomycota; Dothideomycetes; Pleosporales; Periconiaceae.